Messenger RNA from Ceraceosorus guamensis, 3751 nucleotides. RefSeq lists its product as hypothetical. The transcript is spliced from 2 exons. The record is from RefSeq and is a predicted model, not a curated record. Bases 205 to 3534 code for a protein of 1109 amino acids. NCBI's taxonomy places the organism in Eukaryota, Fungi, Basidiomycota, Exobasidiomycetes, Ceraceosorales, Ceraceosoraceae. Gene Ontology annotation, molecular function: RNA binding.
GCACAUUCGUGAUUCACACGCUCGAUUCGUAUUCGUGAUUGGGGUCCUGCCAUCCUUCCACGUCUACGCGAACACUCUGACUGUGACUCGCGGGUGCGCGAGUCAGAACAAGCUCUACAGCAGGCAUUUCAAGCGCUCGUCCUCACACGGCGGCAUCGCUCUCGACAAGAGCAGCGCAUCUGCCGACGCUAGACACCAGCAACGAUGCCGGGCAAGCGCUACUUUGACGAGUCCGCUGGCGAUGCCAGCACGAGCGCAUCGAUGGCCGCUGCAGCAGCGGAAGUGAGCGCUCUAGAAGCAGCUUCUUCAAUUCCCGCGAGCGCAUCUCAUCAAGCUUCGGCAACGCGAGCACGCGCCACGCUCUUCGUCUCUCGUCUUCCUUUCAGCGCCACCUCUACAGACCUAUCGACUUUCUUCAGCGAUGUCGGACCUCUCCGAAGGGCAUUUGUGGUGACGGAUAAGCAAAAAGGUUCUUCCAAAGGUGUUGGGUACGUCACUUUUGCGGAUGCCAAGGAUGCGCAAAGGGCGCUGGAAGAGAUGCAGGGCAAGACGUUGGAUGGUGGUAAAGGCAGCAAGUCGAGGAAGAUUGAAAUCGUUUGGGCGGAUGAGAAACCUACGCUCAAAGAGAGGAAGAUGGGAAAGAAGAGCUCUGCUGCUGCUGUCGUCGAAGAUGGGAAGACGGAUGGAGCAGCUGUCGCUGCUGCGCAAGAUGCGACGGAUCAGACUUCCGAACGACCAGCGAGCAAGAAACGCAAAGUGUCAGCAGAAAAUGGCGCUACUUUGGCUUCCGAGGCGGACGCUACGCGCACAGUCAUCAUCAGCGGUCUGUCGGCGUGCGACAGCACAUGCAGCGACAAGACGCUGUACAAGCGAUGCCGAAAGAUCGGACCCGUGGAAAGGGUCAUCUACCCAGCCGUUGAUCCUCUGGCGUUGAGCGCGCAGACAGGCGGAAAUAACGAGGUGCAAGCCUCGGCAGAUGUUGCGCAUGCCAUCUUUGCAACUCCCAAUCAUGCCGCUCUGGCAGUGGAGAAGCUGGACUCGCACGUCUUCAAGGGUGCACCUCUUUCAGUCGUGCUCAAAAAGAAGGCAGAAGCGGCUGCUCGAUUGGAAGCGCACAUGAAGCCAGAAACGAAGCUGAAGCGACAAGCUCUGAUGGAUAGGCUGUUGAACGCUGCUCGAAUCGAAGCAAAGGCGGUCGGUCGAGCGUUGACCUUUCAAGAAAAGAUGGGCCAUGUGGGCAAAGAGAGCAGAUUAAUCCUCAGGAACUUGCCCUUUGAUAUCAGAGCGGAGGAUCUCAGAGCUACGUUUGCCGCUUUUGGGCCCGUCUAUGGCAUCGAUUUGCCUCAAUUGGCCGCCGAGCCCAAGAUUGCCGCGGGCGACGAGGGAGAGGCAGACUCAAAGAUGGAGGUGGAUAGCGAAAAGGACGAAGCUGCUGAGGUGCCAAAAAAGAUAAGAGGACGCGGAUUCGGUUUCGUCUGGAUGGUGCAUCGACGCGAUGCGGAAAAGGCUCUGUCUGGCAUCAAUGGCAAGUCGCUCCAGCGCGGCCUUGCCGAGAAGGCGCAGCUGAAGGCUGCUACGGGCAAGAGGGAGAGAGAAGCUGCGAAGGCUGCAUUGGAACAGACUAGCGCAGAAGCUCAGGCGGAGAGAGUGGUGGCGGUGGAUUGGGCGCUCGAGAGAUCCGAGUGGGAAGCUAGAGCGGAAGAAACGGACGUGGAGACGGAUGCGGAAAAUGAGCAGGAUGGUGAAAGCGAAAAGGAUGGCGAGGAGGAGACCGAUGAGGGAGACACUGAUCUGGAGCCUAUUCCCUUGGAUGAAGAGGAUGACGAAAGCGACCCGAACUCGUCGCAGGGCGAAGAAGAGGAAGAUUUGGAACAUGCAGAAGGCGAGGCAGCUGGGAAACCGACCUUGCCCACGCCCGAUCAGGGAUGCACCCUCUUUCUUCGCAAUCUGCCCUAUCAAGCGACAGAGGAUGAGCUGAAGGAUCUUUUCCGACACUUUGGACCAUUGAGAUACGCGCGCAUCGUCAUGGACAAGGCGACGCAACGCAGUCGAGGAACAGCCUUUGUCUGCUUUUGGCAGACGGAAUCCGCGGAUGCCGCGCUUCGACGUGCUCAGCUGGUCGAGACGGAGUCCGGCACAGGUCAACAAGUGCGCGCACCUCAAGCUGCGGGCGCCAAAAAUCCCUUCUCGGCUCCUUCGGUGCUGACUGCGGACGCUUCGGCACCUCUUACCGCCUCGCUUAGCCUGCAUGGAAGAGUGCUUUCCGUCGUGUCGGCUGUGGCGAGGGAGGAAGCUAGCAGUUUGGAAGCGAGCGCUAGAGCGGCUAGGGAGAGGAGCGACAAGAGGAACACGCACCUGAUGAGAGAAGGCGUACCCUUUCCAAACAGCGAGCUGAGCAGGCUGAUGAGCGAAUCAGAGAGGGAAAAGAGGUUGAACAACUUCGGCAUAAGGAAAGCUCAGCUAGGAGCGAAUCCGGCGCUCUACAUCAGCAAGACGAGACUGAGCGUCAGACAGCUUCCGCUCUACGUCUCUGAUCGGACGCUCAAAAGAUUGGCGCUGCACGCUGUGAGAUCGUUUGAUCAGGAAGUCAAGGAGGGCAAGAGGCCGGAUCUGACAAGGGAUGAAAAGGAAGACAAGACGCUGAGCGCUGCGAUUGUCGGAGCGGACGGCAAGAUCCAGACACGGAGAGGGGAGAGAUUGACGGCGGUGGUUCAGACCAAGGUGAUUCGACAGAUGGAUAGAUUGGAUCCCAUCACUGGCAAGGGGAGAAGUCGAGGGUAUGGGUUUGUGGAGAUGAGGAGCCUGGUCGAUGCGCUCAAGGCUGUGAGGUGGAUCAAUGCUACCAAGGUCUCCCAGCUGCUUCACGAAUGGCUGGUCGGCGAGCUGGAAGAUCUUGUCAAGCUGCUGAACAAGACUGGAGAGAAGGAUGCGGACAAAAGCGACGCGACGAAGACGGAGAGGGAAACGCGAAUCAAACGAAUCAGGCAGAGGAUGGAAGAGCUGAAAGAUGCGAAGAGGGCUAAAGCGGAAAGAGGAGGCUUGAUCUUGGCCGAAUUUGCGGUGGAGAAUAGCGCGGUGACAAAGAAGAGGAGGGAGAGGAACGAAUCUGCCAAGCAAAAGGACGGAGACAGAAAGAGAAAGGAACGCUCAACGGACGAUGAGCGCGACACUUUCAGCUCGGACAGACGGGGCGCGUCGAGCAGGGAAAGAGGCAGGGGAGGGGGAGCAGGAGGAGGAGCAGGGCCUAGCCGAGCAGACUUUUCGGCAGCGCGGCGUGGAAAGACGGAGGAGAAGGGCAAGCGCUCGCCACGCUUUAAUCAGAGCACGCGCAAGAAUUUCGUCGGCGGCGCUGCUGCUGGUGCUGCUGCUGAUAGGCCCGCCGCCGCCGCCGCCGCCGACGGCAAAGAUUCGACGACGAGGGAGAGUGCGAAUGGCGCACCUUUGAGCGGCGCUUCCAAGGAUGGCAAAAGUUGGGUAGGAGGAGCUAUUGGCAAGGCGAGAGCGCUGAGAAAGAGAAAGAGAGGCGCGGCUUAGUAGUCCCCCCUCCGCCCGCCGGCUGUGCAGUGCACUUGGAGAGUCAGUGUGCAGCUGGGUGCAACUUGCUGAGGUCGUUCACUUGCAUGCCAUGCUCCCUUUGCUUGCGCAUCGAAUCGUUUUGAGGUUUUGCCUCGCCCGCCCGCAAUCUCGUGCUGCAUCGAUUGGGAUCAUGUGCUUCAUUCAAGCUUGAUUGGCUCUUGCUUCUUCCUUUUUU